GGUCGCUGCAGGGCAACACCCCGGCGUCCCUGGAAGCGGGGAGCCGGACACCCCGGCGUCCCUGGGAGUGGGGGGGUGCCGGGAUGGUGCUGGGGAGGAGGCGCAGAGCCAUCGCCCCGGAAAUCCCCGGAUCGGGGACAGGGUCUCUGGGAUCGAGAUAGUUACGCCAGGCUGAACCAUGGCUAGACGGCCCAUCCUCUUAGGUGACCAGCUGGUCCUGGAGGAAGAUUCUGAUGAGACCUACGUUCCCAGUGAGCAAGAAAUCCUUGACUUUGCCAGGGUGAUUGGCAUUGACCCUGUCAAGGAACCAGAACUGAUGUGGCUGGCGAGAGAGGGGAUUGAGGCUCCAUUGCCCAAGGGCUGGAAACCAUGCCAGAACAUCACAGGGGAUCUUUACUACUUCAACUUCGACACGGGGCAGUCCAUCUGGGACCAUCCAUGUGACGAGCACUAUCGAAAGUUGGUCAUCCAAGAGAGGGAGAGAUGGUCGGCUCCCGGGGCCAUUAAGAAGAAAGACAAGAAAAAGAAAAAGGAAAAGAAAAACAAGAAGGACAAAGAGGCCUCCAAAAGUCCUCUGGAACCACAGCCCGAGCAGGGACUUCUGCCUUCUUCUUCCUUUCUCCGUGGCCUGUCCCCUCUCUCAGCACCUGGGCUUGCUGAUCUGGACCUAGACCAAGAGGUGCAGGCUAGAAAUGAGGCCUUUAAGAGAGGGAGGAGCCUGAACACGAUGGGCGACACACCGUGGCCUCUCACGGGUGCCCUUCCUGGUAAGCUGCAGCCACUCUCCAAAGGCCACGCUUCCCGAACCCACCAGAUCUUCGCUGACGUGGAGAAAAUCUUAGGCAGGCCUUCGAUCCAAUGCAAGACCGAGUUAGGAGACCUACAGGGUCUGGAGUCAGCCCAGAAGGCCACAGAGAAAAUCUACCUGGGGUUUUCAGACCCUGAGAUAGAAAAGAUGGAGUUGAGGACCAGACAGCAGAGACUCGGCGCCGGGGGUGCUCAGAACCCGGAACCACUCCACAGCGGGCAGGAUGGGUCGGAAUGCAGGAGCCAGACCCCUGUUCACUCGAAGCUUUCUGAGGCUCCCAAAGGCCUGCAGCUCAAAGGUGAGCGGCCUAACCACAGCAUAGCCACACUGAACUGCACUGGCCCCGGUGGGGACAAGGGUCAGAGCACCGCUCCCUUGCCACCCUCUGAGGAGGAGCCCUCCCUAUCCCUUGGUUCAUCCGACCACGUGCUGCCUGCCAGGAGGAAUAAGCUGUUUUUACUAGAGAGCAGCCCGGCAGAAGACUUGAGCUGGCAGGGAGUUCCUGGGGAAGGUGGGGACGUGGGCAGGGAGAGGUGGAGGAGAGAGUGUCCAGGCCUAUGGAUGGGACAGGUCUCCAAGCUUAUCAACAAGGACACCCCAGAGAGAUGCAAGGAAACAGAGCCUGCUGCUCCCAAGGAUGCAGAGGCCUCAGCCGGAGAUUCACCACAGGGACCCUCGCCGAUGCCACCGGAGACCCUGGCGUCGGAACCAGUUCCAAAGCCCCCUUCAGGCGACCCUGCCAGUGAAGACAGGCAGCAUCCACCCGAGAGUCCAGAGCCUCCCAAUGAAGAUAGGAAGCCCAGCACACCUGGGGCUGACUCGGAUAACAGUAGCGGAGAGGGCAGUAGCCUGGCCUCACCCCUAGGCUCCCAGGUCCUAGGCGAGAUAAACAACUUCCCUUGGGACCUGCAGAACCCCCAGGGGUCUGUUCCUGUGAUGGGCCUGUCAGGCCCGGGGCCUAGAGAUGUGCGAUUCUGCCCUUUCCUGGGGCCCCAGUUGUCCCACAUUAGCUCUGUGGAGGAGCAGUCCGAGAGCGAAGACUACUCCGAGGACCAGAGAUUCUACCAGCACAUCCUGCAGAUGGUCAAGGUCUCCAGGCAGCUGGAGGGCCUGGGGCUGCCCGAGAACAUGCAGGAGAUGCCGUGCAAAGAUGUCGCCGGCAUGGCCUGUAACAUGGCCAACGAGCCUUCCAGGAUGUCUAGUGAGGGUGACCACAAGGCCACCAGAGCUCUGGAGAGGGACUCGGGGUUACUGGCCUGGGGUCCAGAGCUGCUGGAACAUCCUCCGGGUGCGGUCUCCGUCUCUGCUGGGCAGGAGGUCUCUCAGCAAGCACAGUACCAGCCCAGCGGCCUCAGACAGGGGCCGAUCCAGCCCAGUCCCGACACCGGGCUUGCUGCAGAGCCGAGCAAGAUGCAGCUUCUCAGCCAGGUCCUGGGUUCCCCCUUAGCCCUAGUCCAGGCCCCUCUUUGGGGCCUGGCUCCCUUACGAGGCCUUGGGGAUGCCCCACCCUCUGCUCUUCGUGGAUCGCAGAGCAUGAGCUUGGGGAGCUCGGCGGAUUCUGGGCAUCUUGGGGAGCCCACGCUGCCUCCACAGGGUCUCAAGGCUGCUGCUUGUGCAAAGGGUCUCUUGGCUUCUGUUCAUGAGGGCAAGAAUGCUCUCAGCCUCCUGACUUUAGGGGAAGAGACCAACGAGGAGGACGAGGAGGAGAGUGACAACCAGAGUGUCCGGAGCUCCAGUGAGCUUCUCAAGAACCUACAUCUGGACCUUGGUGCCCUGGGAGGUAACUUUGCAUAUGAGGAGUCUCCAAGAACCAGCCAGCCAGACAAGAAGGAUGUUUCUCUAGACUCAGAUGCCGAUCGCCCCCCAACUCCCGGCAAGCUGUUCAGCCAGGGUGCAGACAGUAGUGUGGCCAGUGCCAAUGGCAGCAAGUCCCAAGGAAGAGGGGCAAGUCCCUGGAACCCACAGAAAGAAAACGAGAAUAGUAAUCCCAAGGCUUCUUCAAGUCAGGUGGCUCCCGCGUUGGACCCCGGGGGUGAUCAGCCUUCCAGGGCGUCUAAAAAGGAGCAGGCAGAGGACCCAGUGGAGGCAGGAGAGGAGACUUCCAGGAGGGAGAGUGCAGCCAAGGAGCCAAAGGAGGCUCCUGCCUUGGAGGAGAACACCUCAGACAUCAGUGAGGAGUCAGAGAUCCAUGAACACUUGAAGGACGCUGGGCACUCAGGGUUCAAAGCUUCUGGCCCUAAGCCUUUCCUCGACCUGGAUUUGGGCUUUCGUGGCCGCAUCUCGGAGCACCUGCUGGAUGGUGACACGCUUUCUCCAGUCUUGGGUGGAGGCCGCUGGGAGGCCCAGGGGUUAGACCAAGAAGAACAAGAUGACAGCAAAUCCAGCAUCGCUGAGCCACAGAGCAAGCAUACCCAAGUCUCUGAGAGGGAACAGCUCCAGAGUAGCCCUCACAGCCAGGCCACUGAGGAAGGGCCUUUGCAGACCCUGGAGGGGCAGCCUGAGUGGAAGGAAGCAGAGGGGCCUGGGAAGGACUCUGUAGAAGCCAGCCCCGCCCCACUGUCCCUCCUCCAGAGCCUCCUGAAGGCACAGCUACAGAAAACCUCGGAGGAGGAGAAGGAAAAGGAGACUCAGAUAAGAGAGGAGGAAGGCCGGAGGCUGGCCUGCCUCCAGGCUGAGGUGCAGUCCAGUACCGAGGCUUUUGAGAACCAGAUUAGAACUGAGCAACAGGCUGCCCUACAGAGGCUUCGAGAAGAGGCUGAGACUCUCCAGAAAGCGGAAAGAGCCAGCUUGGAACAGAAAAGCAGGAGGGCGCUGGAGCAGCUGAGGGAGCAGCUGGAGGCCGAGGAGAGGAGUGCACUGGCCGCCAUGAGGGCAGAGAAGGAGGCGGAGAAGGAGGCCGCUCUGCUGCAGCUGAGGGAGCGGCUGGAAGGGGAGAGGAGGGAAGCAGUGGCAGGCCUAGAGAAGAAGCACAGCGCUGAGCUGGAGCAGCUCUGUUCCUCACUGGAAGCCAAACACCGGGAGGUGAUCUCCAGCCUCCAGAAGAAGAUAGAGGGAGCUCAGCAGAAAGAGGAGGCCCAAUUACAGGAGAGCCUUGGGUGGGCCGAGCAGAGAGCUCAGCAGAAGGUUCAUCAGGUGACUGAGUAUGAACAGGAGCUCAGCAGCCUCCUUCGAGACAAGCGCCAGGAGGUAGAGAGGGAACAUGAGAGGAAGAUGGACAAGAUGAAGGGGGAGCACUGGAAAGAGAUGGCUGAAGCUAGAGAGCGCUACGAAGCUGAGGAGAGAAAGCAGCGGGCUGACCUUCUGGGGCACCUGACUGGAGAGCUGGAGCGCCUGCGAAGGGCCCACGAGCGGGAGUUAGAGAGCAUGAGGCAGGAACAGGACCAGCAGCUUGAAGACCUAAGGCGUCGACACCGGGACCAAGAAAGGAAAUUACAAGACUUAGAGGUGGAACUCUCGUCCAGAACUAAAGAUGUCAAGGCCAGACUGGCUCAGCUGAAUGUUCAGGAGGAGAACAUGCGACAAGAGAAGCAACUUCUCCUGGAUGCGCAGAGGCAGGCUGCUCUGGAGAGGGAGGAAGCCACAGCCACCCACCAGCACCUGAAAGAGGCCAAGAAAGAGCACACACACCUGCUGGAGACAAAGCAGCAGCUGCGAAGGACCAUCGAUGACCUGAGGGUCCAGCGGGUGGAGCUUGAGUCCCAGGUGGACCUGUUGCAGGCGCAGAGUCAGAGAUUGCAGAAGCACCUGAGCAGCCUUGAGGCUGAAGUACAAAGGAAGCAGGAGGUCUUGAAAGAGAUGGCAGCUGAGACGAAUGCUUCCCCACACCCGGAGCCAGGCCUCCACAUUGAGGACCUGAGGAAAUCCUUUGGCACAAAUGAGAACCAAGAGCUGUCUUCUUCUCUCUCCCUGAGUAAGGAGGAGAUCGACCUGUCUAUGGAGAGCGUCCCACACUUCCUCUCUGCUGAGGGUGUAGCUGUGCGCAGCGCUAAGGAGUUCCUGGUGCGCCAGACGCGCUCCAUGCGGAGGCGACAGACAGCUCUGAAAGCCGCCCAGCAGCACUGGCGCCAUGAGCUGGCCAGUGCCCAGGAGGUAGACGAAGACCUGCCAGGCACUGAGGUCCCGGGAACCAUGCGCAAGAACUUGGAUGAGGAGACCAGGCACCUGGAUGAGAUGAAGUCAGCCAUGCGCAAAGGCCAUGACUUGUUGAAGAAGAAAGAGGAGAAGCUGAACCAACUGGAAUCUUCUCUCCAGGAGGAGGUCUCUGACGAGGACACUCUGAAAGGAUCCUCUAUCAAGAAGGUGACCUUUGAUCUCAGUGACAUGGACGAUUUGAGCAGUGAGAGUCUAGAGUCCAGCCCCGUGCUGCACAUCACCCCGCCCCCGAACUCUGCUGAUCCCAACAAGAUCCAUUACCUGAGCAGCUCCCUUCAGCGAAUCAGCAGCGAGCUAAACGGUGUGCUGAAUGUGUUGGGAAGCCUCAACUCCCAGCCGCCACCCCAGGGCCUCAUCAGCCAGCCCCCGCCUCCGCUCUUCACCUCCUCACUUCGGUCCUCCAAGAACGUCUUUGCCCCUGCCUACUCCUCCAAGACCAAGCUCUCCUCCUUAUCUUCCAUCACACCCAUGUCCACCCAGUGGGCCUGGGACCCGGGGCAGGGCACCAAGCUGGUCUCCUCUUCCUCCUCCUCUCAAACUGUGGAUGAUUUCCUGCUGGAGAAGUGGCGCAAGUAUUUUCCCUCUGGCAUCCCGUUGCUCAGCGGCUCCCCUCCCCCACCGGAGAACAAGCUGGGUUAUGUGUCUGUAAGCGAGCAGCUCCAUUUCCUGCAGCGCUCCCACCCUCGAGUCCCCAAGUCGGACAGUGUCAGCAUUCAGAGCAUGAUCGAGUCCAACCGGAAGUGGCUGGAACAUUUCCGGAACGACCCCAAGGUACAGCUUUUCUCCUCGGUGCCCAAAUCAACAACCACAUCGAACUUACUGCAGCUGGGCCUGGACGAGAACAACAGACUGAAUGUGUUUCACUACUGAGCCCCGUGUGGGGCGGGGCAGGGCGGCCUCCUCCUCUAUGACAAGUGCCUGAGGAGCCGCCAACACUUUAUUUCUCUCUGGUCAAGCAUGUCCUCCGUUGUGAACUCCACCGAGGACUUAGAGGAGCCAUUGGGUUAGAUAGGUGGAAAGGACGGCUGUAGACGGCCACACACGCUUCAACCAUGGACCGUCCUGAGCAGAAAUGUGGACAUCUGCGAGCUUCUGCAUCCAAGUGGCACUGAGAGGUGGCUGCUGAAGACUUCAGGGGUGUGGACACCUUAGUUAAAGCCACUGCUCUGGGAGGCCUAGGGAACCUCCUUGGAGGUUGGCCCCCUGCUGAGGGUGUGGUUCCUUCAUCCGCACGGCCUCCUAGCAUGGCAUGCCCUGGCAUGGCAUGCUGGGCCUGUGCCUCUUUCGGAUACCUCAGCCCCGACAGGAUCACACGUCCCUCUCUUUUUGCCUUUUUUUCUUUUUAAAUGUCUUCUCACUGUCACAAGUUUGGGCUCAGCUGCCUGAGCCCGGCUGGAUGUUGCUAGAGGGCCCCAGAGGGAUGUUCUGCCUCCUUCCCUUCUGCUGGCACCGUGAUUUCCUCACGAUUCUCAGGAGCACCCCCCACCCCGACCCCCCUUUAGGAUGCUCUCUGGAGCUCUUCCUUGCCCUCAGGUCUCAAGCACCUGUCUUUCCAGGAAGCCAAAAAGCCAUAGGGAAAGAGGGGGAUGCCUUCUGCCUAAUCUUGGUAUUUCUCUUCUUCAACAUCCCGAGUGUGUCUGUGAGCCCUGUUUCCAUCUGUCCCUCUAUCUGGGCCUCUCCUAGCCCAGUCCAACUAUCAACUGUGUCCAGAGCUCAGUGGGUGGGGCUGACUCCAGCCUGGCCCCAGCAGGGACCAUCUUGGGUCAGGUGCUUCUGGCUCAAGCCUCCUCUGCCCCACUUCCCCUCAGCGGGCUCUGCAGGAGCUGCAGGUGAUGUUCUCAGCAUCUGUCUCCCUGUUUAAACAAAAUGCCCUCAUUUUUCUUGUCUUGAGAAGCUGCAGGCUGCCUCUACCCCUGCAGCCCACAGGGUCUCACCGAUUUAUUGUUCAUUUCUUUGCUGUGGAAUAAACCUCAAACGGCCAGUUGGCUUUUUACCCUUUAGAUAUUUUUUAGUCAUCAGCCGACCACACACAGAUAAAGUCCUUUUUGUUGUUACUUGUUCCACUCUGUGUGCCUUGAGAACCGCUCAUGUGAUACGACCGACUGACCGACUCUGGUGACAAUCCUGUGAUUUUUUUUUUUUUUUUACACCUAUUAAAUCUCUGUAAGUCAGUUUUCUAUGAG
Molecule: messenger RNA, 7143 nt
Organism: Mus pahari (shrew mouse)
Lineage: Eukaryota; Metazoa; Chordata; Mammalia; Rodentia; Muridae
Gene: Cep164
Product: centrosomal protein 164
Exons: 31
Coding region: 179-5830 (1883 amino acids)
Molecular function (GO): protein binding
Source: RefSeq, a predicted model, not a curated record